AUGGCAACUCCGGCGCCAGAGCCACUGCGGAACCAUCCCUUUCGCUCACGCAAUCCCCUUCCACUAUCUGCUGCACAAGAAGCGCAAGUACAGCAGCUGUACCACAAGAGGGUACGAGACUACUGUGCAGACGAAAUUAGAGGACCUAAAGAGGAGGAUCUCGCGCGAGAAGAAUACUUCGCUGGUGUCGAGCAGCGGAUUGCCGAAAAAAGAGAGAAGGAGCGGAAGGCAGCUGAGGCGGAAAGAUUUCACCGCGAGUGGUGGGAGCUCGACGAGAAUGGGAUGAGAAAGAAGCGAACAUAG
Bacidia gigantensis is the source of this 303-nucleotide messenger RNA. RefSeq lists its product as uncharacterized. The coding region runs from base 1 to 303 and encodes 100 amino acids. The record is from RefSeq and is a predicted model, not a curated record. The transcript has 2 exons. Lineage: Eukaryota; Fungi; Ascomycota; Lecanoromycetes; Lecanorales; Ramalinaceae.